CGUCUAUUCGCCCAGUAUGGAUCCCACAGGACCAGUAACCAUCCGUACUUCUAAAUUCAUAACCAACCGUCUUCUCAACCGUAAACAAUUCAUCAUCACCGUCCUCCAUCCAACUCGUGCCAAUGUUUCCAGAGCCGAAUUGGGCGAAAAGCUCGCAGAGUUGUACAAAUCUGAAAAGGAGAGAGUGGUAGUUUUCGGUAUGAAGACGAAAUUCGGUGGUGGUUCCAGUCAAGGUUUUGGUUUGAUUUAUGAUGAUGAAGAGAGUCAAAAGAAGUUUGAACCUAAACAUAGGCUUGUACGAAGCGCUCUCGCACCCAAGGUCGAGAAACCAUCGAGGAAGUUGAGGAAAGAACGUAAGAACCGUGGAAAGAAGGUUCGCGGAAAGGCUAAGGCCAAGACCGCCGAUGCAGCCAAGAAGAAGUAAUUGUCUUUGUUGGCAUGUAGGCAUGUUCUCGUUGCAUCGAGUUUCGUCAA
Molecule: messenger RNA, 474 nt
Organism: Tremella mesenterica DSM 1558
Lineage: Eukaryota; Fungi; Basidiomycota; Tremellomycetes; Tremellales; Tremellaceae
Exons: 4
Coding region: 17-424 (135 amino acids)
Biological process (GO): translation
Cellular component (GO): ribosome
Molecular function (GO): structural constituent of ribosome
Source: RefSeq, a predicted model, not a curated record